AUGAGACCCACAGUCGAAGCACAGCACCAAUUGCAAGCUCAAAUGAAGACUGCGGAGCUCAAAUUGGCUGAUUUGAUCCAAACAGAUCAACUGCAGGCCUCGGCUGCAAAUGGUCUAGACGCUCUGCGCUCUGCCCUAACAGCCCAACUUACCGGCGUUGUUAUGCCAUCGCCAUCCGCUGGAGUACAGCACAUUACUAUUGGUCUACCUUCUACCUCACCUCAAACCUCUACCUCGGUUGAUAUCCCUAAGAUGGACGCUGAGGCAACGAAGCAUCUCACCAACACAUCGCAUCUUGUCAACAUUUCCCAGCUACAAGCUCUCAUAUCGGCGUUGGCGGGAGUCAAGGCUUCGCAAGUACCUAAGGACUAUUUAAAUGAAGUAAUUUCUUCCCAGAUGCUACUGCAGUCUUCUCCACCCCUCGUGACCAGCAAUGCUUCAUCGCCGACUACGACGCCCCUUGUGGCGGCAGCAGUAGAUGGGCUCAGCUCUGGUGCAAUUAGCUUCUCUAAUGCAGGACUGGCGCUGGCAUCCGCGCUAGCACCACCUGGCACUGCAAACUCCCUCAAGGGAAUUACUCUGCCAACUGGAGAAUUUAUUCCAGUUGCAAGCCUAAUUCCAGGUCAACCAGCAGGUCUGGGCUCGUUUGCUCUGACUAGUGGAAGUCCACCCAGUAGUUUGGCAAACUUCGUGACGAGCUUGAGUGGUACGUCAGUAACACCAACAACCCCUGCCAUCACCUCCCCGCAGCACCAAGCUACACGACCAUCACCGCCGCCACCCCAACCACAAAUAUCCUUUGAUGCUGCCCUCUUUGCAACUGCUGCCGCCACCGGCAGCCCUCUCAACAUUGUUGCUCAGGCCUCUCCGGCACCAGCGACACCACAACAGCGGGCUCAGGCACUCAAUCAGACCCAAUCGAUGAAUAAUGGUACCAUGACCCCAGUCACCGUGGUUCCUGCCCUUCCCAGAAGCAAUACGGCCUCUCCUCAUGUGGCCGUGCAGUCCAUCCGUGAAACCGCCAGCUGCACAAGUUUGGAAGAACUCUCCAACACUUGUGGUGCUGGUGGAGGUGGUAGUGGUGGCGGAGGGGCAGGCACGGACACGGACACCUCAGUGGUGGCAGCUGAGGAGAGUGGAACUGAAGGGUUACUUAGCAACCAUCUUGAGGUGACGACUGAAGACAGCGGUUCGCCAAUGAGCAGCGCUGGUGCGCGCAAAUCAACCACCGUCUCUGGAAAAGCGAGUCGACGCACAAGCAGUGGAUUGGGCACCAGGCCGCAUCGGCAGAACUUCACUGCACUGCAGAACCGCAUUCUCACAGACUGGUACAACUCUCAUCAUUACAAGCCCUACCCCUCUACUGAGGACACCAAAUUGCUAGCACAGAAGUCCGAACUCACCUAUUCUCAGGUGAAAAAGUGGUUUGCUAACAAGCGAGCUCGGACUUCAAACAACGGACUGCCAAAACCACUGCCCCCCACAGCCCCAGAUACUCCAUCAACGGCAUCAGCUGAUGCUUCGUCUUUUGUGGCCGCUGCAAUGGCAGCUGCUGCAGCUGCCAAUCAGUCAAGUUUGCUGCCAAACGGGAGCGCGGGAGUAAUGAUGCAACCACAGCAACCCCAACAGACACAGACGACUGCACCGGGGUCGAAAACAAGCAGUAUUAUUGUGCCAUCUGGACUCAUGAUUCGGCCGAAUGGAGCCGCGCUGGCGGCAGCAACUUUGAGUGCCGGAGGACUCACCAUCCUUGCACCGCGACCACCACAACCCUCUGCUCAACCAUCGGUAGUCACAUCCUCUACUGCCACUACCACUGCUGCCACCAUCGCUCCCCCUAAAGUGACCUCAUCCAUAGUGACAGAGGGAAUUCGAAAUGAUAUUUCUUCAGUCCCCUCUUCUCCAUCUGCAUCCGCUGUUGAGGAAUCGCAGCAACCCCCUACAGACCCCAUAUUGUCAUCGUCUCCAACUCAACCUAAAAAGGAGGAUAUGGAAGACAGAGUGAUGGAUGGGAAGAUUGGUGAAGAUGUGGAUAAAAACAAGGAGACAAAUUGA
Hydatigera taeniaeformis is the source of this 2055-nucleotide messenger RNA. The record is from the annotation of a GenBank genome assembly. NCBI's taxonomy places the organism in Eukaryota, Metazoa, Platyhelminthes, Cestoda, Cyclophyllidea, Taeniidae.